GACAACAUUUUGAUAUUGAAUCCAACAGGAUGGAAGGAGUCAGAUAUGUAUUUUCCCUGUUAGAAAACCAGAAGAUGAAACCAAUCGAAUGAAUUUCGUCGUCUUCUCUCUUGCUGCUUUGCUUCGAAAAACUCGUCUAUAGAAAUUCUCAGUAUUUUCCUCUCUCCAUACCAAACACUUGCAGAAAGCAAGCACAUAGAUAUCCCAUCGUGUUAGGCAACAGGAUGUUGGAAUGGGGAGGGCGGAGACUUCAGACCCUAUGCUUCAGACAGAGGAAAGGUCCGCCAUCAAAACGAUUUGUGUUAAAUACAAAGUAUCAAAGUGUUUAACCAGUAAAGGGCUUAUUUUUGAGAGGCAAUGGAGAUGAUGAUCUCCAAUGGUGUGGACUAUAGGUGAAGAGGAACUAGCCUUCAUAGGGGACUAAGAGAGCUACAUCAUAAUUACAGAGGAACCUAUGGACUCUACCAUGUUGAUCUGGAGGAUGCUUCAUAUGUAUGUGGUACUACAGGGGGCUGUUAGGUCCUGUUAUGCCCACAGCCUUUUUACCUGUGAACCUAGUAGGGUGCAGUGGUGCCAUGGCAUGCCGUACAACAUGACUUUCUUCCCCAACAUGUUGGGACACUAUGACCAAGACAUUGCAGCAGUGGCAAUGAAGCAAUUCAUGCCCCUUGCCAACCUCCAGUGCUCCCCAGAUGCUCAUCUCUUCUUGUGUCAGGCAUUUGUCCCUGAAUGUAAUGAGCCCACAGUGGUGUUGUCACCAUGUCGGGAGCUGUGUGAGAGAGUCCACUCAGACUGUAAAAUGGACAUGCAGGUCUUCGGUUUGAGCUGGCCCCCUGAACUACAGUGUGACAGGUUGAAUUACUGUCAGAACUCACUUGAUGGGUCUAUAGUGUCCCCCACAAAGCACGUGACCACACCCAAGAGCUCACCCUCAUCAAAGCGGGACCUAGGUUUCUGGUGCCCAAUGCAGCUUAAGACUCAACCUGGACAAGGUUCUUCAUUCCUGGGAGCUCAAGAUUGUGCCCCUCCAUGUGAAAAUAUGUACUUAAAGCCACAUGAAAUUAAGUUUGCCAAGACAUUCAUCGGCGUGUGCUCCAUUGUUUGCUUGUGUGCCACGCUUUUCACAUUCCUCACUUUCCUCAUUGAUGUUAAACGUUUUCGCUACCCAGAGCGACCAAUAAUCUUUUAUGCAGUGUGUUACAGCUUUGUGUCACUCAUCUACUUUGUUGGUUUUUUGCUGGGCAACAGGGCUGCUUGUAAUCAGUCUCUCCACCCAGGAGGUGUGGGAACGGUUGUCCUUGGUGCUCAAGGCAAUAAGGCAUGCACACUGCUCUUCAUGCUGCUAUACUUCUUCUCCACAGCAGGAAUUGUGUGGUGGGUCAUUCUCACAAUCACCUGGUUUCUGGCAGCAGGGCCCAAGUGGAGCUGUGAAGCCAUUGAGAAGAAGGCUGUGUGGUUCCACUCAGUGGCAUGGGGCCUACCUGGAGCACUCACCAUCAUCCUUUUGGCCCUAGAUAAGGUGGAGGGGGACAGCAUCAGUGGUGUGUGCUUUGUGGGGCUCUAUGACCUUGUCACGCUGCGCUGGUUUGUACUUGCACCAUUGUGUGUGGGUGUGCUCACUGGCCUGGCUCUGCUGCUGGCUGGCAUUGUCUCUCUCAAUAAUGUGCGGCAGGUGAUCCAGCAUGAUGAGCAAAACCAAGAGAAGCUGAAAAAAUUUAUGAUACGCAUUGGAGUUUUUAGUGGCCUCUACCUACUGCCGUUGCUCACACUCUUAGGCUGUUAUCUUUAUGAGCAAGGCCGACGAGAAGCCUGGGAGCAUAGCUGGAUCAAUGACCGCUGCCGUGACUUCAGCAUUCCCUGUUCCCACAAGAGAACGGAGUUUGAUUGGCCUGACCUGUCCUUAUUUCUGAUCAAAUACCUGAUGACUCUGGUAGUGGGCAUAUCUGCUGUUUUCUGGGUCAGCAGUAAGAAGACUUGCUCAGAAUGGGCUAUCUUCUUUAAGCGGACACACAAGAAAGAUGCAAUCAACGAGAGUCGCCGAGUAUUGCAAGAGUCUUGUGAAUUCUUUUUGAAGCACAACAGCCGUGUGCAGCACAAGAAGAAGCACUACAUGCCUAACUCCCACAAACUUAAGGUCAUAUCAAAAUCCAUGGGCACCAGCACUGGUGAGCCAAUCCCUGCACCCACUGAUAACCAAGGUGAUGAUCUUCUCAUUACCCAAACUCUUGGGAACCACCAAGCCAGGAAUCAGACUGCAUUCUCAAGGACACAAAGUUCCUCUGAGAUGUCAGGAAAAGACCAGGUGGAGAGGCCUAUGUCUAGGAGAAGUGGUAAAGGCCCUGUUGGACAGGCUAUGGCUGCUCACUUAAGCUCAGAGAAGCAUAACAACACUGGAAGCUCAAGCAAAUUCAGCAGUCAGUCUGAGAACUUCCGAAAGAUUUCAGCAGGAAGUGUGAAACCGAGAGUAGAGUUUCCAGAAGAUAUGCAACCAUCUCUCCAUGGCAUUCUUCACAGUAGUAGCGAGAGCCCUUUGCCAAGAAGUCAGGAUCAAAGGAGCAGUUGUUCUACUCUUCCCAAAAUGCAGACCUGAACCCAACCUUCAACCCCGGAACCUGUACAAACCUCAACCCUAUGUGUAUUUGUAAGAGCCCCUCCAAAACUGCAGCUGCAUGAAAUGUCAACUGCUGGAAUUUUAAAUCAUUAUUGAUAUAUUGGAGCAUUAUUUGUCUUAGUCAAAUACCAAAAUUCAGCACUAGUAGCCUUCAGAACAAUGGGGACUUAUAUGGUGAUAAUUAUAGCUGUAGUCAAAGGUGUGAUGUAGCAGUUUUCUUCCUGCUGACCAUUUACAUGGCUAUGUAACGCCUGUAAAGCAGUGGUUCCUGAUGUAUGGGGCUGGGUCCCAAGGGUGUGGGGGUGUGAAAAAAUGUAACGAGAAGUCUUAAACAACUACUGGUCAAAUUAAACUACUGGUCUGGGGAGUGAUGGAGAAGUACUAGCGUUGCCACGCGUGUACUAAAUCUCACUCACUUUAUUUUACAUUACAGCUGCCUCUAUAAUUAUUGCCACUCCUGGUAAAGUUGAGUAAAAAGAUGUAUACAAUUAUCCUGAUUAAUUUUAGUAAACACACACACUCAAAACAAUGAGGGGGGAAAUGACCUGACUGAGACUGAGAUAAUCAUCACAGAAGUUUGAUUUUGUGCUCAGUAAAGGGGAAAAAGUUGGAGAAACAAACAGCCCAUCAGUAGGCAUGGGGUUGAUAUUGAGUUUAUUUGUAUUCAGUUCAUCAGUCAUCUUUCAAUGUAUGCCGAACCCGCCUUGAGUGUUUGUUACCAAAAUUUGAAGCUGUGUCACCUUAUUUUUUUAUAUCUUAGUGAAACAUUGUCAUGAUUUACUGCUUGAAGGUUCAUAGACACAAAUAACUUAAAAAACAUAUUUUUACUAAUUUUUACCAAGGGUUCCAAUAAUUGUGGAGGGCACUGUAUGGCAAUGCAUAGCAGCAGAGUAGCCUACUAGCCUAACCAAUGAUGAUGAGUUCAUAGCUAACUUUGUACUUAUACAUAAUGUUGGUUGGCCUAACGUUUAGCAGGAUAAAAGACAAAAGUUCAACAGAGAAAAUUUUAUUAAUUUAAAUAGUUUGGAUGCAGAAAUAAUGUUAAAGAAAAGCUAUGCAACAGCCGAUGGACAUGUUGGCUAUAUGAGCCUCUCCAUUGUGGUGCUGGGUGUGUGUGGGGGUGGGGGUGGGGGGGGGGGGGGUUGGGUGGAAACCACUGCUGUAAUGCCUUAAAUAGACGAAAUAUUUUUCAUAUAGCGUAAUAUUUCUUGUGAGAGAGUAAUAGGUAAAUGAGCCUCAUUAGCUUUAAGGGACCGUGUUCUGGCCACCCUAAGAAUGGCCUGGAGAUGGGAAUCGCUUCAUCUAAAUAUGCCUUGAUUUAUUGAUGCUUAUCAUUUCAGCUUUGUUUGUAUACUUCCAAAGAGACACAAACAAUGGACAGUUUGUGAAGGAGUUAGGUAACUCUUAGAAAUUCUAUAAUUUCUGGUUCACUUUUGUAUUGGAAGGAUACGCCUUGAAGUCAAAAAUGGGUGGUCAGACUCUUGCUGCAAGUUUGGAAUGGCAGGGUUACACUGUGCCUUCAUUUGGAAACUCCUGAUGGUAAAUCAUAGAAUUUGUUUAGGGCAUUUCCCCUUUCAUCUGGCAAGUCUCUGACACAGUACAUGACAACAUUGUCUCAGUUUGCCACGAAAACAUGGGUUCAAGUCAUUUCAUGUAUGUUAUUGAUAAAUUUCAUCAUGACUGAUUAAUAGAAAUGUAUGUUGAUUUUUGAAAACAUGUUUUACUUUUAUAUAUAUUUUUGUGUAGUCCCAUUUCUUAUUUCAAAAUGCUUUGUGCAACUAUUUUAAUCAUGCAAGCCUUUUAAGGACAUUUCUGUAGCCUGCUAGAUAACCUGACUACUACUCACGUAAUGGGCACUCAGAACCACUAACCGACUUUAGAUAUGGAUUAUUAUAUCAAGCAGGCCAGCACUUGUUUGUUUAGCUUCACUCCCACUGUUCUUUAUGUUUAAUGUAGUGUGUGUGGGGGGGGGGGGGGGGGGGUUGUAUGACAGAAUUCUUGAAUUAUAGUCAGACAUGCCACAGGUAGGGUUUUUUUGGUAAAAUUGUCAUUUUCUAAAGUGCUUUGUUUUGUCUUUUUUAUUAAAAGUACGUCAAGUUUCACA
Alosa sapidissima (American shad) is the source of this 4715-nucleotide messenger RNA. RefSeq names its product frizzled class receptor 6 (gene fzd6). The coding region runs from base 455 to 2590 and encodes 711 amino acids. The transcript has 7 exons. Lineage: Eukaryota; Metazoa; Chordata; Actinopteri; Clupeiformes; Clupeidae. Gene Ontology annotation, cellular component: plasma membrane. Gene Ontology annotation, biological process: non-canonical Wnt signaling pathway; canonical Wnt signaling pathway. Gene Ontology annotation, molecular function: Wnt-protein binding; Wnt receptor activity. The record is from RefSeq and is a predicted model, not a curated record.